Molecule: messenger RNA, 2605 nt
Organism: Melanotaenia boesemani (Boeseman's rainbowfish)
Lineage: Eukaryota; Metazoa; Chordata; Actinopteri; Atheriniformes; Melanotaeniidae
Gene: apeh2
Product: S9 family peptidase
Exons: 21
Coding region: 286-2394 (702 amino acids)
Biological process (GO): proteolysis
Molecular function (GO): serine-type endopeptidase activity
Source: RefSeq, a predicted model, not a curated record
AGUGGUAUCGCCCAUUCAUGAAUUCAACAUGGAGACGCUGAUACAGUAAAAGUCAUUGUUGUACAAUAUUGAAUCAAGCACAGAGGUAGCGACACACUCAGUGAGUGAUAUGAAUAAACUCAUGAGCUGAAAUCGAGGCUUUCGGAAGCUGCUUCUGAGAAGAAACGCAUUAAUGUCAGCUCGUGAUGCAUGAAUGUAGAAUUAUCUGCGUAGCCAAGGUUGACCGACUGUGAUAGUCACGUUUUGAUAACUUAAUGCGAGUUGUGUGUGCAACAGUAGAGCCGGAUGGAGGCUGGAUACAUCACCGGGGUGUACGGAGAGGUCAGCGGCCUCCCCACGCCUGUUUCAGCUCAUGUGAUGGAGGAGCAGCUACCAGAGGUCCGGAUCUACACGGUGACGGCAGAGUGGAGCCAGAGCGACCUGGUCCGAGGCUCCAGACUUCGCUACUCGCAGCAGUGGACUCUGAUUGCUGACAGCAACAACCACAGGAGCAUCAGGACGGUUCUGUCACCAGGAUCAUGUGCACCAGUAUCUGGAGAGUUAUUGAGUAGGCUCUCUCCCAUUCAGGGCCUGAGGGCCGUUGUCAGGGAGACAGGUAGCCAUCAGCUUCUAGAGAUAUGGGACCGCCAUGGCCUCAGAAAAUGUCUCAACCUGACUGCCUUGAACAUACAUGGCAGAGUGUAUGAUGAUGCCCAGUUUGGUUGCCUGUCGUGGUCGGAGUGUGAGAACAAAGUGCUGUAUGUAGCUGAGAAAAGCAGGAACGCAUCAGCAGAAACACCAGAUGGAGAAUCUGCCUGCAGAAAAGACAGGAGUGUGUACUGUGAGGAUUGGGGUGAGGGUCUGACCAAUAGAAGUGUCCCAGGGAUUUGUGUGGUGGAUUUACGUAACGGCGCAGUCAGCGUGCUGCAGGGUGUCCCGCUUGAUGUCUCACCUGGACAGGCUCUGUGGGCUCCCGGUAGUCAGUCUGUGUUUUUCAUUGGUUGGUACCACGAACCCUUCAGACUUGGACUGAAGUUCUGCUCCAAUCGAAGAUCAGCUUUGUUUAAACUGGAACUGAAUGGACACUGUGAAUGUCUGUCGGGGGACAGCCUCUCAGUGUCCUGUCCCAGGUUGAGUCUAGAUGGGUCCACUUUGAUCUACCUGCAGGGUAAAGUCUUUGGUCCUCACAACCAGUGCCUCAGUCUGCAGCAGCUGGACUUGGAGAGCAGGAAGACCUCCAUUCUGUUGGAUGUUGUCAACAGAUCUCAGAUUGCUGAGUUUGCAGGUGUGUAUGAAGCUUUGCCGUCCUGCUGCUGGUCUGCAGAUGGUCAGAGAGUGGUGUUCAGCAGUGCCUGCAGGAACCGGAAGGACGUCUUUAUGGUCGACAGAAGAUCAAAGAAAGUCACCUUCCUCUCUGAUAAUCUCUCUGAUCCCUCCAAAGUUUACAGCAGCUGGAAGCUGCUGACAGUCCAGAGAGACCUGAUGGUGGUCUGCUGCUCUAGCCCUAACUCUCCUCCCACCCUGAGGGUGGGAUUCCUCCCAUCGACAGGCGAGGCUGUAACCUGGAGAACUCUGCAGCAGCCUGCCACGACCUUUGACUUCCAGUGGUCAGUUCUAGAUGUUACACCUCCACCAGAGGAGGACAACACAUACUACCCUGGUUUAGAUUUUGGGGCCGUUUUGGUUAAACCGUCUUCUCUCCUGUGUGGAACUAAAACACCUCUAGUCGUCUUCAUCCACGGUGGUCCUCACUCCCAGUUCCCUGCGGAGUGGAACUGCACCACAGCUGGGUUGGUUAAACUCGGCUUCGCUGUGCUCAUGGUAAACUACCGAGGAUCCACAGGGUUCGGCCAGGACAGCAUUUUGUCCCUGAUUGGUCAGAUUGGGAGUCAGGAUGUAAAAGACGUGCAGCGAGCUGCGCUUACUGCACUGCAAGUCGACACAACCCUUGACCCAAAGCGCUUGGCUGUGAUUGGCGGCUCUCAUGGUGGCUUCCUGUCCUGUCAUCUGCUUGGUCAGUACCCAGGCUUCUAUAAAGCAUGUGCAGCCAGGAACCCUGUCAUCAAUGCUGCUACCUUACUGGGAACCAGUGAUAUAGUGGACUGGCGUUACAGCAGUGCUGGGUUUAAUUUCUCUUAUGACAACAUACCCACUGCUGAAGCCCUGGCUGCUAUGCUGCAGAAAUCACCCAUCACACAUGCUGCACAGAUCAAGGCUCCUGUGCUACUGAUGUUGGGGGCCAGAGACAGGCGAGUGUCACCUCACCAGGGACUGGAGCUUUACAAAGUGCUGAAGAGCAGAGGUUCACCUGUCAGGUUGUUGUGGUUUCCAGAAGAUGGACAUUCUCUGUCCAGGGUGGACACACUGGCCGACUGCUUCCUCAACACUGUGCUGUGGCUGCAGCAGCAUCUCUGAACACCUAAACGCAGACCCAUACAUUGUGAUGAAGCUCUUCUUCCUCUGCUAAACAGUCAGAAAAGAGCCUGCAUCCAUUUAUAUUCACUAUUUCCAGUUUAUAGCACAACACUGCCUUUCUUAAUUACACAAAACACUUUCUUUAUAUUAAAAUAUAAUUUUGUAAAGAAAAAAAGAAAAGAUUCUCAGUGAAUGCGUGUAAUAAAAUAAA